UGUCAUUUCACCUGAUCAAACAGUGUCCAUAGCAAGCGAAACGUUAGGCAAUUGAGCUCGUGCUCAUUCCGCGGAAUCUUUGAGAGCUUAUCCUGACACGCUCAGCUCCUCCUUCAUCUCCUCCUGCAUCUUCUGUGCUUUCCGACCUGCAUACCCCCUGAUGAUUUAGAUGAACAAUAUCCCGGGCGUUAAUUCUCCUACGCAAGCGCAGCACCCUGAAGGUUCGCCGCAACCUUCCCGAACUUAACUAUAUUUGCCUGGGAAGCUCGACCUCUCACACAAACCCCCCGACUUCGAUCGUUGCGCAUCAGCCGUCUUCUAUAAUCAUCCCCCCUUCCACCGAUUGAAUACACGCUCCAAAUGAAGUUCGCAUCGAUACCAAUGCCCGACGCGGCAGCCGUCGUCCUGUUGCUCCUGGUAUCUGUCUCGCCCGUGGCAUCGAUGCUACAUUGCAACCAGAUUAUCGCCGAUGGGAAGAAGUUCGAUUUAUCCAAGCUCGGGGGUCCUCACUCGGUCGUCGUCUCGGAACUGGUGGCGGGCAAUUACCACAACACGACUUUCACGACCGACAUAUGCCGGCAGCUGAAGCGCAAAGGCACUGUGCCGGAAGGAGAAACAUGUAGAAAUGGGGCCCGAGUAUGCGCAAUCACGCGGCUGAUCGGCAAAGGCGAUGACCACGAAGUCAUCGAAAAGAUCGAAAUCGCCGGUGAACUGGCCGACUACGGUGGUGGUCACCUCGAUGCCGUGGCCCACAAUCUGGGCUCGUCAGACUCCAUCGGCGACUCAGGCAAGGAGGGCGUGCGCAUUACCAUGAACGGUGGGUUUCGCGAGGCCUAUGGCCAGAAGCGCCCGCAGAAGGCUGUUAUCGAGUUUCUCUGCGACAAAGACCGCGAAGGCACCGAGGGCGAGUGGGAUCCCGAGGACGAUAAGUACGAAGAGGGCGACGACCCGCUGCGGAUCCGGAGUUUUGGCGCCAUGGAGGAUGGCGAGAAGGACGGGGGUGAGGGGGACGGGAAGCCGAAGUUGGUGCAGCUGGGACCUGCUAACGCCAGUCUUGUCUUUGAGAGCUAUGGCGCGGUUGACGAAAGUAGCAAUACCGACGUUCUGAAACUGACGUGGAAGUCGAAGUACGCAUGUUUGGAUCAGGCAGACAAAGAUGAUGGACAGGCGAGCAGUCAUUGGGGCUUCUUUACUUGGAUUGUGAUUAUCGUCUUUCUCGGCACCGCGGCCUACCUCAUCUUCGGCUCGUGGCUCAACUACAACCGCUACGGUGCCCGCGGCUGGGACCUGCUGCCCCAUGGCGACACGAUCCGCGACGUGCCUUACCUGAUGAAGGACUGGACUCGCCGGGUCUUGAACACGGUGCAAGGCAGUGGCUCAAGGGGCGGAUAUAGUGCGGUCUGAAUAGCGGGAAAAAGGGAAAAGGUAUAGAUUGGGGCGCACUGAACCGGAUGGAGAACUUGUCCAUCUGGAUUCUGGUCGCCUUUGGUUUCCUUGCUUUUGGUUGGUGGUGUUAUUUGGUGCAAUAAGGAUUCGGGAGUAGUGGAGGUGUAGUAUAGCAGGAAGAUGAAUACAAACGACAGGACACAGCAUGCCCACUGUCUCGAGCUAUUUCCCAUAGUAUGCCUUCUCACUCCUGAAAAUAGGUCCCGUAAAAAGCGGAUUAGAUCGUAGACCUGCGAAGAAUUCGGAAUGCCCC
Messenger RNA from Pseudomassariella vexata, 1699 nucleotides. RefSeq names its product autophagy-related protein 27. The transcript has 3 exons. The coding region runs from base 361 to 1404 and encodes 347 amino acids. The record is from RefSeq and is a predicted model, not a curated record. Lineage: Eukaryota; Fungi; Ascomycota; Sordariomycetes; Amphisphaeriales; Pseudomassariaceae.